Molecule: messenger RNA, 165 nt
Organism: Prorocentrum cordatum
Lineage: Eukaryota; Dinophyceae; Prorocentrales; Prorocentraceae
Source: the annotation of a GenBank genome assembly
GUGUGCUGCAUCUACUUCUGGCUCGCCGCCCAGUGGGUCGCCCUGCUUGGGGCGCUGCACGAGGGGGCUGGCCAAUCCAACGUGAUCACGCUGGGGUACAUCUGGCUGUUGCUGGCCAGCCUCAGCGCCUGCGGAAACGCAAGUUUGAUGACAAACCCCAUGCAG